Stegastes partitus (bicolor damselfish) is the source of this 870-nucleotide messenger RNA. The record is from RefSeq and is a predicted model, not a curated record. Lineage: Eukaryota; Metazoa; Chordata; Actinopteri; Pomacentridae.
AUGUUUUCUGACUCUUCCAAAGAGCAGAGCAGCGUUUCCUCUGGAAAACGUCCAGCGGAGUUUAAGGAGAAGUAUCGUCGACUCGCUCCGAUCGGCUCAGGAGGCCUCAGCUGGUUGUAUGAAGGCGUCAGGAGAGCUGACAAUCUACCAGUGGCCAUCAAGUAUAUUCCCACAAGGGCCGUCAGCACCGAACUAGUUAUGCACGAUGGGAAACAGUACAGCCUCUUUUCCGAAGUGGCCCUCAUGCUGAAGGCUGCAGGUCUAUCAGGAUCCGUGGGACGGUCCAGUGUAGUGUCCCUUCUGGACUGGUACCUCGUGGGCGGGGAGCUCAUACUGGUCACAGAAAGGCCACUCCACAGCUGUGACCUCCACAAAUACCUGCAGCACACAGGAGGACACCUGGAGGAGCGUGAGGCAAAGAUGAUCCUGAGGCAGCUGGUGGACGCAGCCAUGGACAUGCGCAGCAAAGGCGUCUUUCACGGAGACAUGACGCUGCAAAAUGUCCUGCUGGAUUUCAGUGGAUGGGUACCAAGAGUGCGUAUCAUCAACCUGGGCUGCGGUACCUUCUCCACUGAGUCCAGUCAGCACUCCUACAGCGGUACCCUUGCAUUCGCCCCUCCAGAGUGGUUUUUAAAAGGGACGUACAGUUGCGGUCCAACCACUGUCUGGCAGCUGGGAGGCCUUUUCCACGCCAUGCUGAAUGGACAGGGACGCUUUUCAAGCGCGACUGUCAUGUACAAGGGUGCUGACAUCAGCCGCGAGCUGUCUGCAGAUUGCAAGAUGAUCUUAGAGAUGUGUCUGGCCAGAGACCCAGCACAGCGAGCCACUCUGGAGGAGCUCCAGGCCUGCCCUGCCCUCAACAGGAACUAA